Molecule: messenger RNA, 1825 nt
Organism: Malaya genurostris
Lineage: Eukaryota; Metazoa; Arthropoda; Insecta; Diptera; Culicidae
Product: zinc finger protein 16-like
Exons: 3
Coding region: 40-1776 (578 amino acids)
Biological process (GO): regulation of transcription by RNA polymerase II
Cellular component (GO): nucleus
Molecular function (GO): RNA polymerase II transcription regulatory region sequence-specific DNA binding; zinc ion binding; DNA-binding transcription factor activity, RNA polymerase II-specific
Source: RefSeq, a predicted model, not a curated record
GUUUCCUUGUUAGGUCGCUUUGCGAAAAGUAAAGUUUUAAUGAAUAAUAAUCAUAUUGUAUCAUCUUGCCGUAUUUGUAACGGCUUGCCGACAGUUUCCUUGUUUACUGUCAGUGACCUAGAUGGAAAAAGUCUGUCUGAGCUGAUGUCAGAUUUUGCUAAUAUCCCACCGAUCGAAGAAAAUGACGGUAAACCACAACACAUUUGUAAUGAAUGUUCGGAAAAGCUCAAGUCCGGUGUUUCGUUUCGAGCGCAAAUUCAAGAGGCAGAAAAAAUUCUACAGUCACUUGUUGAAAGUCUUUUCGAAGAACCCGUUUCAAACGUUAUUAAGCAUGAAAUGGUUGACAGUGAGGACGAUACCUUCGAAUACGAAUAUUUAGAAGAGGAUACUGCAACAGAUUCAAAUAAAAUUGAUGACGACGAAUGUAAAAAUGCACAAGUUUUAACCGCCGAGCAAUACAAAAGCUCAUCAAGGCUUGAAGAGCAUAAUUCAGGCGAGCGAGGAUUGGAAAUGGAACUGGAAGAGUAUUCACUGGAACAAAUAGAGGAUCGACAUUUUCAGAUACCUCCAGAGAACAGAAUCGCUCAAAGGCUGAAGUUUGAUGAUUUUGAAUAUUUCGAAAUCGAUGGAGAUAGAUGUUGCGGUUGUAGUUUUAUUGCUUCAAAUAGAGAUGAGUUAAUGAAACAUUCGAAAGAUACCCAUGCACAUAACUACUAUCCAGACAAUAGUUAUACCUGCCCAAUGUGCUAUCAGAAGUACAAAACACAAGAUAGAUUAUCCAAACAUAUAGAGUACUAUUCAUACAGUGACAUCUUCCUUUGUACUGUUUGUGAUGAACCGUUUGUCCAGAAGAGUCAUCUAGAGAAACAUCAAGAAAAUUCUCUUGAACAUCGAUUGAAAUUGGAGAGUUCAAUGAAAACGAAAACAACAAUGGUAAAUGAAGGAAAAUAUCAUCAGAAUAAUACAAUUAUUAGUCGCGCAUCUCGUAAAAAAAUACGAGGAACUGCGAAAUCAGAAUUGAAAUACUUUUGCUGCUUUGUAAGAUGUUGGGAGCGUUUCACGAACGAAGACAAAUUGAUGGAUCAUGUACAUCAAGUUCACGGUGGUAAACGACGGGAAAACGAGCUAUCCCACUUACAAGAUGUUGCCCAAGGAAUAAAACACAUAUGUCCGAUUUGUCAAAGAGCCUUUGAAAAUAAUGCCAAACUUUUGCAUCAUCAGUACUAUAAGCAAAAUCGGGAGGAGCACGCUUGCCAGGAAUGUGGCCAACACUUUCAUAAGCUACAUGCACUGCGUGAUCACGAGUUAAGUGAGCACAGUCAGCACCCACCGGAGCAUGUGUGUGAUGUUUGUGGAAAGGCUUUCCGUAAGCCAUCGGUUUUAAAACAUCACCGUAAAAUUCAUGUUCCGUUCGAAAACGUCCCUUGUACGGAGCCCGGGUGUGGCUUGAGUUUUCGUGAUGAAUCGUUGAUGAAGCGCCACUGCCGUAACGUCCACGGAGAUGCUUUCCCCUGGGAGUGUCAGUACUGUCCGAAAAAAUUACGUACCAAAGAAGCAAUGGACAUUCAUGUGCGGGUCCACACGGGCGAAAAGCCUUUCGCUUGUCGGGAAGGCUGCGAACGGAGGUUCGCCCAUGGAACGGAUCGGGCUAGACAUGAACGAUCCAAACACACUGGAGAAAAACCGCACAAGUGUGACCAGUGUACGGCAGCGUAUGUCCGUCGGCGCGAAUUGGUGAUCCACCGGAAAAAAAUCCACAACUGCGACGCCGACUGAGGUAAGCUUUCUUUGUUAACGUUAUAAUAGAGACAAACAUCUAGCAAUA